Australozyma saopauloensis is the source of this 2307-nucleotide messenger RNA. It is a transcript of the gene SCT1, whose product is annotated as bifunctional glycerol-3-phosphate/glycerone-phosphate O-acyltransferase. Gene Ontology annotation, biological process: phospholipid biosynthetic process. The transcript has a single exon. Lineage: Eukaryota; Fungi; Ascomycota; Pichiomycetes; Serinales; Metschnikowiaceae. The record is from RefSeq and is a predicted model, not a curated record. The coding region runs from base 1 to 2307 and encodes 768 amino acids. Gene Ontology annotation, molecular function: glycerol-3-phosphate O-acyltransferase activity; glycerone-phosphate O-acyltransferase activity.
AUGUCUCACCACGCCGCCAACCCGGGCAGCAGCAAUGAAAGCUCCGGGAGUGCCGACUCGAACAAGACGCUGCGUCGUUCGCUGGGCUCGCAGCCCCUCCAGUAUCGGCCCUUUAGUGCCCGCCAGAUGUGGUUGUACGAUUUCAUCAUGUGGAUGUUUCUGGUGAUCUUCGACUGCUUUUUUCGAGAGAUCCGCCCGCGUGGUGCGUUCCGGCUCCCCAAAAAGGGCGCGGUGAUCUUUGUGGCGGCGCCGCACGCCAACCAAUUCGUAGAUCCGAUGAUUCUCAUGAACCAGGUCAAACGAGAGGCUGGCCGCAGAGUCUCGUUUUUAAUCGCCCAGAAGUCGUAUAAGCACUCUGUAAUUGGGCCGUUGUCGCGCGCGCAGCUCUCGAUCCCGGUGCAAAGAGCCCAGGAUAUGCUCCAAGCUGGAACUGGUAAAAUCUACUUGGACUUCGAGAAGAACCCAUUGUUGGUCACCGGCGAGGGAACCAAGUUCACCCACGAGUGCAUGCACCGUGGCUUGCUUGCCUUGCCGAAAUCGCUCGGUGCAGUGGAGAUUGAUGAGAUCAUUUCCGACACUAAGCUCACGCUUCGUAAAGAGUUCACUCGCUCAGACACCAUCGUUAAGCUCUUGAGUAAGGGCACGCCAUUCAAGGUCGCCGAUAAAAUCGACCAGAAACAGGUUUAUCAGUACGUGUUUGACCAUUUGAGCGCUGGCAACUGUGUAGGUAUAUUCCCCGAGGGCGGCUCCCACGACAGAACGGACUUGCUUCCGUUGAAGGCGGGUGUUGCGAUCAUGGCGCUUGGUGCCAUGACAAACGACCCCGAUUGUAAUGUCAAGAUCGUUCCGUGCGGUAUGAACUACUUCAAUGCCCAUAAAUUCCGCUCCAGAGCCGUGGUGGAGUUUGGCCAUCCUAUUGAGUUCCUGCGUGACUUGGUCGACAAGUACAACGACCCUGCAACCCACAAACAGAGUAUUUCCGAGUGUCUCGAAAUCAUCACCAAUGGUUUGCGUGCUGUGACUGUCAAUUGUCAGGACUAUGAGACGUUGAUGGUGGUCCAGGCUGCCAGAAGACUCUAUGCUGGUAACUUUGCUCAGUAUUUACCCUUGCCGAUGGUGGUUGAAAUGAACCGUCGUUUGGUGCUUGGCUAUGAAACUUUCAAGGAUCAACCCGACUUGAAGAGAUUGAAGAGCAAGAUCUUGCAUUACAAUGAGCUUUUAAAGAUCAACCAUCUCCCCGAUCACCACGUUGAGGAUUGUGAUGUAAGUCAUAAGCUUAACUUGAUUCCCAUUCUCGUUUUCCGCAUCAUGAAAUUGAUAUUUUUUGUAAUUCUUGCCCUUCCUGGUGCGAUCUUGUUUUCGCCUGUCUUUGCCAUUUCAAAACAUGUCUCCAAGAAGAAAGCCGAAACUGCUUUGGCUAAUUCCACCGUGAAGGUCAAAGCUAAUGAUGUUGUUGCAACUUGGAAGAUUCUCAUCAGUAUGGGUGCUGCUCCCGUCUUGUACAGUUUCUAUGCUUCUAUUGGUACGUGGUACUGUAAGAGAAAGAGUUACCUCUCUUCUUACGGCUUGAUCAGUAUCUGGUUUAUUCUUUACAUGCUUGGUGUUCUUGUUACUUACUCUGCAUUGAUUACUGGUGAGCAAGGCUUGGAUUUGUUGAAGUCGAUUCGCCCUGUCUACCUUUCGAUUUUCUCUGGUGCCUCCAUUACCAAGCUCAAAGAGUUGAGAAGAGAAUUGAGUGAGGAGAUUACAGAUUUCGUGAAUAGAUACGGCCUCGAACUCUUCCCUGAUGACUUCAACUUGUUGGAGAUUAAGGAUUAUAAGGAGCCAGUCCAGAAGGAGAUGGAUUCCGAUGAGGAAGAGGAGUUCAAGACACAACAAAUGCGCAACAGACGUACUGCCGUUAAGAAAGAGCGCGCAGCACGGAAAGCCGCUCUUCAAUCUGUCGCUGAGUCGGCUAAAGCUUCGGACAGUGACUCCUCCUCCAUUGUGGAGAGUGUGCCUCUCAGAAACACCCAGUCCUAUACCAACAUUCCAAUGUUCUCAGAUUACGACUUGCAUAUGAACGAAAAGAACAGUCAGGUCGACUUGAAGUCUGUUGGCUCUUCAGCACUACCCUCCGCCCUACAAUCCGCUUUGCCCUCUAGCUCUUCCAUCAUCGAUGACUUUGAUCACCAGAAGUCUCUGUCUGGACACGAGCUGUCACAGGAGAGCUCAGACUUCGAGUUGAACUUUGGCGCACUCAAAGAUGAAAAAAACAUUAGCAGCAAAAUCCAGUCCAAGAUUCGCCAAUCUCGUGGUUCUCAAUAA